Coregonus clupeaformis (lake whitefish) is the source of this 1209-nucleotide messenger RNA. RefSeq lists its product as uncharacterized. Bases 27 to 1124 code for a protein of 365 amino acids. The transcript has a single exon. NCBI's taxonomy places the organism in Eukaryota, Metazoa, Chordata, Actinopteri, Salmoniformes, Salmonidae. The record is from RefSeq and is a predicted model, not a curated record. Gene Ontology annotation, molecular function: protein dimerization activity.
UUUUUUCUUUGUUACAGAGUCUUUAUAUGUUUACUUCUUCCUCAUAUGUGCACCCAAAAUGGCUGUCUCUCCAAAGAGAAAUGUAUGGCAGAACCAGAGAGCUGCAACGUUUAAGCGACACACGUUGGUCAUGCCGAUUUCUAGCCCUACGUAAUAUCAUGGACACUCUACCUGCCCUUAAACGACUACUGCAAGAGAUUGCUCAAGAACGUCAUGGUGAAAGAACUGUUGAGGCCCGAGGUCUUCUUGCUCAAAUUGACCUAGAAUUUGUUGUGCAUCUUGUUACUCUGCGUAAGUUGUUUGGGGAGACAAAGCUAUUGUCUGACAUGUUACAGUCACAAACUGUUGAUCUGUCAAGUGCUGUUGACUUAGUAAAUGCUUUAGUCCUGACAUUGAAAGACCACAGGCAGGAGUCUUUCUUUGAUGAGUUGUGGGAUGAAGCAUUGAAUAUUUGUGAGCAGUGUGAUUCUGCAACAAGGUCAGUGGCGAAACGUCAGAAAAUGCUGAGCUCUAGACUCAGUGGCUACUGCACGCUAAGCACUGUUGGUCAGAGGGAGGUAGAACGUGACAAAGAUAUGUUUCUCACAUCAUUUUUCUAUCCUGUAAUUGACAGCAUGCUCAAUGAGUUGAACAGACGUUUCUCCAAUACAAACUGUGAGCUCAUGAGAAGCAUACAGUCUCUCAGUCCCCAGAGUGAUACCUUUUUAAAGGAGAGCAAUGUUUUUUCAUUUGGCCGUUUGUAUAAUGCAGACAUUGAUGAUUUAGGGCAUGAGCUCCAUCAAUUUAAGAGAGUUUUGGACAGAAAAAUACAGAGUGGUGAAGUCAAAAAGCCAUGCAGUACAGUUGAGCUGGUUUGUUUUAUUGAGCCAUACAGGGAAGUUUUCUUUGAGCUCUUUAGACUGUGCAAGAUUGCUGUAACCCUUCCUGUAAGCUCAGCCUCUUGCGAACGCAGUUUCUCCACACUGAAACUGAUAAAAACCUUCCUGCGGUCCACCACUAGUGAUGAGAGACUCAGUGAUCUUGGUGUCCUGAGCAGAGAGUCCAGAAGGGCCAAGGCUCUGGAUCUUGAUGUAUUUGUGGACCGUUUUGCCAGACAGCACAACCGCCGUAUCCUGUUGCUGUAGUGUAUCUAUAUGAUAUAUACGCUAGUAGCGUAUGAGUGCCGCUGUGAGGAAAAAGAGAUAUAAUGAACAAUAAAACAACAAGCUU